Molecule: messenger RNA, 2386 nt
Organism: Arachis ipaensis
Lineage: Eukaryota; Viridiplantae; Streptophyta; Magnoliopsida; Fabales; Fabaceae
Source: RefSeq, a predicted model, not a curated record
GAGUGUGGCGGUGAGUCUGUGUCACCUCACUCACCACUCUUCCAAUUUUAUUUUUUGGUUCCUUCUUCCUUCGCUUCGUUUCUUUGUGUGUUUAUUAACCCCUUUGCUUCUUCUCUUCCCUUUCGUCUUUUCUCUUCAAACCUUCUCUUCUCUCUCUUUCUCUCUCUGACCCUUCUCUUCGUAAAUCGAAGAGGUGGAAGAAGAAGAAGAAGAAACUAACACACAACAAUGAGGAAGAAUCAUCGCCUGCUUCCUCUUCUGUUGCUCUCACUCACGUUCCUCUCAUUCUCCACCGUCAGAUCCGAUUCCUCAGAUCACAAAUACAAGGAAGGAAAUAUCGUCCCUCUAUACGCAAACAAAGUUGGCCCUUUCCACAACCCAAGGCCGCUGGAUCUGUCGUUUCUAGCUUCAACUGUUGUGAACGACUUGCUUUUCGUUUCUAUUUAUUUUGUUUAUGGAUUCAUGUUUGGAUUUAUUUUGGUUUUGUAUUUGGAUUUGGUUACAGAUGAUUUGAAGGAGAAGAAAGAAGCUCUUGGUGAGGUCUUAAACGGUGACCGUUUAGUUAGUGCUCCUUACAAGUUAGAGUUCCAGCAGGAUAAGGACUCCGUGCCAGUUUGCAAGAAGACACUGAAGAAGGAAGAUGUGGCCAAGUUCCGAGCAGCAGUUCGCAAAGACUAUUACUUCCAGAUGUACUAUGAUGACUUGCCCAUUUGGGGUUUCAUUGGGAAAGUUGAUAAGGAGGGAAAGGAUCCAAGUGAUUAUAAGUACUACCUGUACAAGCACAUUCACUUUGACAUAUAUUAUAACAAUGAUCGCGUCAUUGAGAUCAAUGUGCGAACGGAUCCAAAUGCACUUGUGGAUGUCACAGAGGAUAAUGAGGUUGAGGUGGAGUUCUUGUAUACUGUGAAGUGGAAGGAGACUAACACCCCCUUCGAGAAGCGGAUGGAUAAGUACUCACAAUCAUCAUCGCUACCCCAUCAUUUGGAAAUCCACUGGUUCUCGAUUAUCAACUCAUGUGUGACGGUCCUGCUGCUGACUGGUUUCCUUGCAACAAUUCUGAUGCGGGUCCUUAAGAAUGACUUUGUCAAGUAUGCCCAUGAUGAGGAAGCUGCUGAGGACCAAGAAGAGACUGGUUGGAAAUAUAUUCAUGGAGAUGUAUUUAGAUUUCCAAAAUACAAGUCUCUAUUUGCAGCUGCCCUUGGAUCUGGUACCCAAUUGUUUACCCUUACGGUAUUCAUAUUCAUCUUGGCACUUGUUGGAGUCUUUUACCCAUACAACCGAGGUGCUCUGUUUACCGCACUUGUUGUCAUUUAUGCUCUCACUUCAGGAAUUGCUGGCUAUACAGCAACAUCUUUCUACUGUCAAUUAGAAGGAUCAAACUGGGUUAGGAAUCUUCUAUUGACUGGGUGCCUCUUCUGUGGACCAUUGUUUCUCACAUUUUGCUUCCUGAACACUGUUGCAAUUGUUUACAAUGCUACUGCGGCCCUCCCAUUUGGUACAAUUGUGGUUAUAGUUCUGAUAUGGACACUGGUCACAUCUCCAUUGCUUGUGUUGGGUGGGAUUGCUGGGAAGAAUAGCAAGGCUGAAUUUCAGGCUCCCUGCCGUACAACCAAGUAUCCAAGGGAGAUUCCACCUUUGCCAUGGUAUCGGGGAACAAUUCCCCAGAUGGCAAUGGCCGGGUUUUUGCCCUUCAGUGCAAUAUACAUUGAACUAUACUAUAUAUUUGCCAGUGUUUGGGGUCACAGGAUUUACACCAUCUACAGUAUACUGUUCAUUGUCUUCAUCAUUCUCUUGAUUGUUACUGCUUUCAUUACUGUGGCAUUGACUUAUUCAUUGACUCAAUCAUUCCUCUGUGGUGGUUCAACUGGCUUAUUUAUCUAUGCCUACUGUCUGUAUUACUACUAUGCUCGCUCGGACAUGUCUGGAUUCAUGCAGACGUCAUUUUUCUUUGGAUACAUGGCAUGCAUAUGCUAUGGUUUCUUCUUGAUGCUUGGAACUGUCGGAUUCCGUGCGGCUUUACUCUUUGUCCGCCACAUAUAUCGAUCCAUCAAGUGCGAGUAAGGCAUUUUGUCCUGACCGGUCAUCAUCACAGGUCCUUUAGAAGAGCUGUUGUCUUCAUUUCAUAGGCAUUCUGUAGAAAAUUAUAGUAAUUUUGGUGUUCUUUUCUGUACUAUAAGGGGAAGCUGGGUUGGGUUGGGUUGGUUCGGGGUUGUUUCCAGCUUCCAGGGAAACUCGUUAGAUCACCACAAAGGGUGCUUUUGGAAAAAACGUCUGUACUACCAUGUCCUUAACCAAACACUUGCAAUACCUUCAUUUUCCUCUAUUUUCGAACUUUUGCUUCAUAUCUCCAGUUUUUGAAUGCGUAAACACAACUCAGUUUGAUAAA